Messenger RNA from Elgaria multicarinata webbii, 1750 nucleotides. RefSeq names its product tubulin epsilon and delta complex 2 (gene TEDC2). Bases 67 to 1644 code for a protein of 525 amino acids. Lineage: Eukaryota; Metazoa; Chordata; Lepidosauria; Squamata; Anguidae. The transcript is spliced from 10 exons. The record is from RefSeq and is a predicted model, not a curated record.
AGGGACUGUGAUGGGCUUGGCGGACUUUGGCUGUUUGCUUGAAUUGCUGUUUUGCGAAGCUUCUUCAUGCUGCCUGCCGACUGUGCCCACAGGCUGGUUUCCCUGCUUACCCAGGCCUUGGAAGACUGUGAUGAGGAGAAGCAGCGAUUGCAGCAGAACCUAACACGAUGCCAGGCUCUUCUUGGAGACUGGAACUCACAAGUUCCUGAAAGCCCAAUCCUUGAAGUUGGCAAAGAUGAUAUUCAAGGGAGUGAGCCCUCGGCCAAGGAACUCGAGGAACUGGAGCUGCUUAACAAAGCCCUGGAGAGAGCAUUAAGAGUUAGAUCAAAAUUCCAGCAGGCUCCAUGUGAAGCUGCAGAAGGUGCUAAAGCCACAGCCGAGAAGCCUGUCACCAGUGCCGCUUUAAAACAGCAAGCCGCUCGUUCUAAGGCGAGCACCUCGAAGACUGUCGCCGUGUCCUCUGUGGGCGGAAAGUUCAUGCCGUCCAAAAAGCCUACGGCGUACAUGCUGAAAGCUCCCUACAGGACUGACCCAGAUGUGAGAAGGCCACAGGCGAAAACGUCAGCCAGGCUGAGCUCCAGAGCUUCAAAGGUGCCUGGGAAGAAGAGGUCACCCAAAGGACCUGCCUCCCCCAAAGCCAACUUGCCUGUCAAAAUCGCUGGAGCGGGUCACGAAAAGGCCUGUGCUGCCGGAGAACCUGGAAGGCAGCCAGGCUCUUCCGAAGCCCCGCAUCUUGCAAAGCGAAGCCCUUCAUUUGGGGACUCUUCAGGUGGGGCAGACUUCUCAGGUGCUGUUCCGCCAUUACAUGAAGCAGAGGGUAUGCAUGCUGCUGCUGCGGAAUCUCUAGUCACACAGAGCCAUAUGGGAGGAGCCCCCCAUGGGACCGGCACCACAUGCACUCUCCAGGAAAAGGGGUCUGAACUGAAGCUGCCGCUUCCUUACAAGAAAGCUUUUUCCAAGUAUACCAGGUUGUUGGAAAAGUGUCGCCUUUGCCAGACAACUCCAGAUGCAGCUGUUGCCCGAAACCGCUUCAUGGAGAAGCUCCAAGCAACAUUCUGUUCACCUUCUCCAGCUUUCAGCCCAGCUGAGGUAAGAAAGGAACUGAUGCAUCUACGUGAUGUCUACUCCCUUGUGAGACAGCACAUGGAAGCGGAGAACCCAGCUUCCCUUGGAGAAAACCCACCUUGGGAGAGACAGUAUGAAAGCCUCCUGACUCUGGAGGGCCUGCAAACGAUAGUAGACCAGUGUCUGGACAAAGUGGACAAGCUGAGUGAAGCUAUGUCGUCCCAUUCCAAGAUGUUCCCUGCUCAUUCUGCUUGCAGCAAGGAGUGUUCCUCCGUGUGUUGUGCUUCCCUUGGGAAGCCGAGGUGUCGGGACGUAGAAACAGUUGGGCCGCCGCCCUUGCUUUUUUACUCCAGCUUGAAGGAGUUGAAGGACAUGGAGGCCUUAAAACUCAACGUGGCGAUGCUGCAUCAGCGACUCGAAAUACAGAAGGCCAUGGAAGCUGAACUUCUGCCACUUCUAGAACCCGGAGCUGUUCAAGAAGGCUCCAGGGCAUUGUUGUACCGUGCUGUUUACACGCUGCUAUGUGAAGGGGGUGAGCACUUUCCCGUGCUUGUACAUGACGAGGAGUCCUCCAGCUGAUCUGAGACCUGCACCAGAUGUAUGGCAAUGUGCACAGAAAGCAAGAAACUGUGGCUGCACUUGGUAAAUAAAUGCACUUCCUUUUGAUUGUUCUGGGAACAAUCUC